AUGGAUUUGACUGUCGAUAUCCGGCCUGAUGUCAAGUGCGGAUAUGUGAGUGCGUCAAGAAACGCCGAGCCGGAAUGCCAUGGGCGCUGCACUAAGGCUAUCCCGAUCCACCCUAUCUUUCAAGAUCUAGACACUGACGCCGAAAAGGUGCAUGGCCGUCCAGCGUAUACUCUCGUCAGCAUCCUCAUCAUAGUCAGGCAAGUAUCACCAGGGGCGACACCCUAG
Molecule: messenger RNA, 225 nt
Organism: Bipolaris oryzae ATCC 44560
Lineage: Eukaryota; Fungi; Ascomycota; Dothideomycetes; Pleosporales; Pleosporaceae
Exons: 1
Coding region: 1-225 (74 amino acids)
Source: RefSeq, a predicted model, not a curated record